Messenger RNA from Pyricularia oryzae 70-15, 1344 nucleotides. RefSeq lists its product as uncharacterized. Gene Ontology annotation, molecular function: oxidoreductase activity. NCBI's taxonomy places the organism in Eukaryota, Fungi, Ascomycota, Sordariomycetes, Magnaporthales, Pyriculariaceae. The transcript is spliced from 4 exons. The coding region runs from base 234 to 1055 and encodes 273 amino acids. The record is from RefSeq and is a predicted model, not a curated record.
CGGUAAUGUUUAUUCAACAAAACAACAUACAUGCACUGGAUACUGGCGAGGCAAAGCAGUGAGUCAGACAGACAGACGGGGCCCUUUUUCGUGAAGCUGCAGUAGGAAACAGGAUCACCAUACCAGCACUAGCAUAGUGUCGGAUACAGACGUGUACACGAGGUUGCAGCCAAACGACUAAACCACGUCAUACCAGAGGAUUAAAAGCGAGCAUUCAUUUACUACCAGCAGUCAUGGCUACCACAUCAACGUCAGCAGCGACAAACACCACAAAGGCGCCCGUCGCCCUCGUGACAGCUGGCAGCGCCGGUCUGGGCGCGGCGGGAGCUCGCCUCUUCGCAGCGAAUGGGUAUCGCGUCAUCGUCAACUACAACUCUAACACGGCACGCGCCGAGGCGCUGCUGGCCGAGUUGCUUACCAUCUCGGGCGGCGCCACCUCCACGACGGCCGACUCAUUGAGUAGCCGCAGCAGUAGUAUGCACAAGCUCAUCAAGGCCGACAUGGGCGACCGGUCGCAGAUCCAGGCGCUGGUGGCCGAGACGGUGGCUUUCGCCGGCGGGAUUGACGUCAUCUUUAGCAACCAGGGGUACACGCACAUACGCGGCUGGGACUCGCUAGAUGACAACGUCUUUGAGGACGACUGGGAUCGCUGUUUCAACGUCAACGUCAAGAGUCACCUGUGGCUGCUGCACGCCGCCAAGCCGUAUCUCGAUGAGGUCGAGGGCUGCAUGGUUGUGACAUCUUCGCUUGCUGGGGUCAGGCCUGGAGGGAGCAGUUUGGCAUACUCCGUCACGAAAGCCGCACUGAACCACCUGGUCAAGGGUCUGGCUGUACUGGCAGCACCAAGGAUUCGGGUUAACGCGGUGUGUCCUGGGUUGAUGUUGACGGAAUGGGGUUUGAACUUUUCAAAAGAGGUCCAAGAAUCCAACAUUGCGCGCAGCAAACUCAAGCGCGUUGUAACCCCAGAGGAGACGGCUGAGCAAGUUCUCUGCUUUGCCAGAAGCAAAGGGGUGACUGGUGUCAAUGCCGUUAUUGAUGCCGGGUGGUCCCUGUAAAAAAAUAAAUAAAAAAAAAAGACAUCCACAUACUGAAUAUAUGAUGAUGCGGGUGGCGCGCUUGGGAGCAGAUACUGGGGCGGGGGACCAGUUCAUGAUACUCUAGUAAAAGUAUACAAUUUACUAGGCUUUGAAGACUUUCCAGAUCAAAUCCGAUCAGAACAAACGCUAGGCUACCUAGGCGGUUGGUCUCGAAGUCUAUAUGCACGGACCGACUGCCUAUCUAGGUAGGAAUUCCAACCUUGACUCAUAUUGUGAUUUACUGUACUUUGUUCUUUUAUCCGGGCUG